This is a messenger RNA of Phodopus roborovskii (desert hamster), 930 nucleotides long. RefSeq names its product vomeronasal type-1 receptor 4-like. Gene Ontology annotation, molecular function: pheromone receptor activity. The record is from RefSeq and is a predicted model, not a curated record. The transcript has a single exon. NCBI's taxonomy places the organism in Eukaryota, Metazoa, Chordata, Mammalia, Rodentia, Cricetidae. Gene Ontology annotation, cellular component: membrane. The coding region runs from base 10 to 930 and encodes 306 amino acids. Gene Ontology annotation, biological process: G protein-coupled receptor signaling pathway.
AAUGACAGGAUGGACUUCGGGAAUCUGGCAAUCAGAUUUGUUUUCUUAUCCCAAACAACAACUGGAAUUCUGGGUAAUCUGUCUUUAAUUUUCUACUAUGUAGUCCGAUGCUGCAGAGAAAAUACAUUAAAGCCCACAGAUUGGAUCCUCAUGCACCUAUUGGCAGCCAAUGCCUUGGUAAUUCUCUCUACAGGAGUGCCACAAACAAUGGCAGUUUUGGGAUUUAAGCAUUUCUUGAAUGAUUUUGGUUGCAAGCUCCUGUUGUACAUUCAAGGAUUUGUUAGGAGUGUGUCUAUUGGCACCACAUGCCUCUUGAUUUUCUACCAAGCUUUGACCAUUAGUCCCAAGAAAUCAUGUUGGAAGAAUUAUAAAGUCAAGUGUGAGAAGAACAUCUCCCUUAUUUGGAUCCUGUUCAUAUUGAUAAAUUUCAUUUAUUUUCCAAACACAAUUGUUAACAUGGAUAACAAAAAUGUAUCAAGAAAACGAGAUUUCGGAUACUGCUGUAUUGUAGGAUGGGAUGAAAUUGGAGCCUCGCUCUAUGCAGCACUGGUGGUUUGCCCUGAAAUCUUCUUUUCUGUGCUCAUGUUCUGGUCCAGUGGCUUCAUGAUUGUCAUUCUAUACAGACACAAGCACAGCGUUCAACACAUCCGUAGCACCCAUGUCUCCAGCAGAACCAACCCUGAGUCCAGAGUCACCCUGAACAUUCUGAUCCUUGUGUCUAUCUUUCUGUUCUUUUAUACUCUCUCCUCCAUCUUAAGAGGCUGCAUUGCUCUUUUAUAUACUCAAAGUUGGUGGCUGGUGAACAUCGAUCACUUCACUUCCCUCUGUUUUCCAUCACUUUUACCCUUCGUUCUCAUGUACCGCUACUCUAUUGUAUCCAAGCUUUGUUUGUCCUGUAAAAGACAUACGAAUAUUUUAGUCUCAUUUUAA